GCUGCUGCUAAGGAGCUGAGCUCAGUGGCUGUGAGCAUCUCGGUCCAGUGUCCCCCCCAUCCUGGCUCGUCAUAUGAUUUCUCCUAAGGGAUAACCACUGAGCGGGACCUCGUCUCCAAGCUGAUCCUUUGCUGAUAAGCCAGCUGCCAAGUCUCCAGCGCUAAGACGAAACAGUUUUUCUCUUCCCAGCAGGUUUUUCUGCUGUGAAUGACAGAGGAAGGGGGAAAAGUGAGCUGCUUGGCAAUCCUCGUGGGCAAGAGGCUUUGGGGGCUCCUUCCCCCUCCCUGUGCUGGCAGACCAUGGAGCUUUUCAGGCUGAGCCUAGGCUGUAUUUGCCUCCUUCCUUGGCUUGAGGUAGCAGAGGGACAAGGCUUCGUCAUAAGGAACACCCGUCUGGAAAAGUGCAUUCACGUCUCCCACCACGAGGCCAACGGCAUCAGCCUGACUGACUGCAAAGUGCACUCCCAGCAGCAGCAGUGGAGCUGGGACCGUGCCACCAGGACCAUCAUCAGCCUUCCAACGAAGCAGUGCUUGUCGGCCCACAAGACACGGGAGUAUGCCCUGGUCAAGCUGGAGCCCUGCGGGGACUGGGAACGCCAAGCGUGGUCCUGCAGCAAGAAGGGACACUUGACUCUGCAGAGCUUGGGCUUCCACCUCAGCACCAAGGAAGGAGGCCACAAGGUCUUUGUUUCAAGGGAGAAGGACAAAUUCAGCAGGUGGAAGACUUUAGCGGAUGAAACCAUCUGUGCCGCUGCCCAGACAGCAGCUCCGAGGCCCAGCAAACCAACGCAAGAAGCUGUAGACACGUGGGUGUGGAGCUAUGAAACUAAAACCAUCCAUUCAUCAAAGAUUGAUGCUGUGGACAGAGAAUCUUCUGUGGGCUUGACUGACCCACCUCUGGCUAACAAAUUUAACAGCACAGUGUCUCCAGUGAAGACUAAACAGGCAUACUUCCCAGCAAACGAGGAUGUGUCCCACAAUCACUCUAAAAAGCACCACGGAAAUCGAGGCAAAAAUGCUGGGGCCAGGCUUGCAGGCACCAACUGGAAGACGGCCAUGCUGGUCCUCAGCCCCUUGGCAUUCAUACUGGGAUUAAUAAUACUGACACUCAAUGUUCAUUACAACAAGAAGAAGAAAAUCCUCUCUGCUCUGAAGAGCUCUCCAGCCAACAGCAGCAGGGCUGACUUACGGGAGCCGUCUCCCUUACAAAGAGGUUCCCAGCCGUACCUUCCGCCAUCUCGCUCCCCUUCCUUGAGGCGUGGAGAGAUCCUCAUUGAGUGGAAAGACGGGACUGUCACCCCUCUUUUUGAUAAUGCCAAUUAUCAAAUGGACUAGCUCCGAAAUAGCGGAGCUGUUGUUCCAUCCUGUGUCACUCUUCCCACCAGGAAGAGUGCCACCAUAGCCAAUCUCCUCCCUAGCCUUGCUGUUUUGACAGGGAGUUGUAAGCACUGUGUGGGUUUUUUUUUAACACUUGAGAACAAUCUCCUUGCACAGCACGAGGUUGAAGCAAGCAGAGCAGGUUGUUUGGUUUGUAUAGGCACACGCUGCUUAGCUCUUCCAGAGCUGAUUUAACCCGUAACAAACCCCAGAUUUAGCUAAAUGAAGCAGAGACUCUCGCCAGCUGCAACUGUCCACUGCCCUGAAAUUCUAGAGUUACUGAGCAGAUGAGAAAGUAAAUCCUUGGAGACAAAGUGUAAGAUGUAAACCAAAAGUCCUGAUGAUCCUUAAAUCUUUUUUAACAUCAAAGUAGCUGCCAACAGACACAGAAGGCUGUCAGUUACUUUGUCAAUGUGAGAACAUAACUAAUAAGCACUGCCUUCAGGACUCAAAAGAUUAAAGUCUCCUCCAGAUAUCUGCCAAAAUACUCUCCCCACUAAGUUAUCAAUUAAGUAACAGCAAGUAAUUUUUCCAACUUAAAGAGUAGCACUCUGUCGUCCUCUCUGCAUCACUGCAAGGGUCCUGCUGAGAGAGUAUGUGUUUCUCAAAAUUUUCCCAUAUUAUAGGAUGUAUUAGACCUUAUUAUAACUCACAUUCUCUUUGUUUAUAUAGAAUGAUAAGUAACAGCGGUGAUGCUUGUCAGGGAUAUUACAUUAUCCAGCCGUUUUAUACCAGCAUCAGUCUCUGAUUUCCUAUAGUCAUGUGGAAUAGUCAAUGAACAGAUACACUGCUCCACUCCAGAGCAGUAAUACAUUUUUUUUCUAGAAAGGAGUAAGGCAGUUUUCAGCCUUUACACUUCUUGUUUGGGGAUAAUUACCUGUGACUGUCACACUCAAUCCUGAUCUUUUCUCAGUGAAACUUGAAAUGUCUUAGUGCUUUCCUACUAUUCAUGAAUUUAUGCUUCCUUCUCUCUGAUCUCGUGAUGAUGUAAACCAUAAUCACAGCUAUAAAUCAGGAACUAUUUGGAGAAACAAACACUAACACCAGGAAAUCGCAAAUAUAAGCUGCAUCAGUAUAUUUGUUCAGUAGAGCAAGGGAAACCAUAUCCUAACCUAUCUCUUACUCAGACUUAAACAAGACUUUUCACUUUACCUAAAUUAAGCUUGGACUUCUCUAGAGUUUGACUUUACUUAACCUAAGGCAAAAGUAAGGUCUCUAAGGAAUUUAAAGUCUCUGAUUUUUUAUAUUUUUUUAAUUUUUUCUUUUUAAACAUAGUUUAAAAGUAAAAAGUUAACUGCCACAAGAUAUUAUUAUGACCGAGAACUUAGCUGGUCUCCAGAAAGAAAAUACAAACCUUAUUGGUCCAGGGCAUAAAAAUCAUAAAUUUUCAAAAUAAAUGUCUUCCCCAGGCAGAUUAUUCUGCAAUUAUUUACUGGAGGGCUUCCCACAUGCUCCUUGGGAAACUAUUUUACUACCAGACAUGGGCAGAGGAAUAACUCUUUCUUCACCAGUGAGCAGUGAACAUAAACAACAGAAUCAGAAUUAAAUUCUGACUUUCCAAUGUUUCCACUUCAAAACAAAUCCAAAUACUUUUUAGGUCAAGUUUCCAAAUGCAUAAGCAUCAUUUUACACACAAAAUUUGUGGGAAUACAUUCUGUACACAAAUCGCUCAAAAUGCACGUGCAGUGCCUCACCAAUUAUCACAGUUACAUCCCUUGUACCUUUUUCUACAACAAUUAAGAUGCCCGCCUUUGAAAUUUUGUCCAAGGAGCACAUCACCUUACAACGCAUAGCACUUGUUACCCUCCAAAACCUUGACACACUUUGGGAACACGAUGUAUGCAGUGCCAUUAAAAUGCAAAUACUUAUUUGGAGUUCAGCUAAUGUUGUGCUUUCCAAAGCAGCAAGCGCUUAUGUUCACUACUGCUGAAUGGGCAGAACAGAUGACUUGUUAAUGACUCUCCAUAAUUCAUACUUAAUAUGCUAAUCUUGCUUAUAAACAUGAAGGCAGUAACACCAUUGUUUACACAGCACCGAUUAAAUGGUAGCUCAAACAAUAAUGAAAAAAUAAAACUGUGAACCAGCACAGGCUUUUAACUAUCUUCUCCCCCUCUCUUUCGCUGGUUGUUAUCUUUCAGUUGUUUCUCGCUGGUUUACCUGCAUUAGAUGCUAGAGACCAAAUUUUCCAAGGUAUGGACAGAGGAGCGGAAGAUGCCUAUCAGGAAAGACUCCAAAAUAGCUGAUUCUGCCUUGGGGCUGGAGCAGGUGACAGUGGGAGACACCUUCCAUCCUCUGCUUCUAAAGCUAUCUGAGAAACAGAGAAAUCGCACAACCUAUGUGCUCUUCACUCUCUACCAUCACCUGAAUGCAAUACUUGUAAACAGUCUUCAUAAUCAAAAUAAAACCUGACUGUAAAGUGGAGGA
Molecule: messenger RNA, 3800 nt
Organism: Gavia stellata (red-throated loon)
Lineage: Eukaryota; Metazoa; Chordata; Aves; Gaviiformes; Gaviidae
Exons: 6
Coding region: 300-1334 (344 amino acids)
Source: RefSeq, a predicted model, not a curated record